Messenger RNA from Patella vulgata (common limpet), 376 nucleotides. Its product is annotated as zinc finger protein 239-like. NCBI's taxonomy places the organism in Eukaryota, Metazoa, Mollusca, Gastropoda, Patellidae. The transcript is spliced from 5 exons. Gene Ontology annotation, cellular component: PcG protein complex; transcription regulator complex. Bases 74 to 376 code for a protein of 100 amino acids. The record is from RefSeq and is a predicted model, not a curated record. Gene Ontology annotation, molecular function: RNA polymerase II cis-regulatory region sequence-specific DNA binding; DNA-binding transcription factor activity, RNA polymerase II-specific. Gene Ontology annotation, biological process: regulation of transcription by RNA polymerase II.
ACGUGAGAGAACAUGGUUACCAUGUGACGUAUGUAAGAAGAAGUUUGAUCGUCCAUCUUUAUUAAAACGUCACAUGAGAACUCAUACAGGAGAAAAACCACAUGUUUGUGAAACAUGUAAUAAAGCAUUCUCGACAUCCAGUUCACUCAACACUCAUCGUCGUAUCCAUUCUGGAGAAAAACCACAUAUUUGUAAUAUUUGUGGUAAAAAGUUUACAGCUAGUUCUAAUCUGUAUUAUCAUCGUAUGACACACAACAAGAACAGCGGUGACAGACCACAUCAAUGUUUGACCUGUAAUAAGAGUUUCUCUCUGGCAUGUAAUCUCAAAACUCACAUGAAAAUUCACGAAGAAAAUGUAGAUCUUGUGAUUAAAUAG